GACGAGAGUCUGGAUGACUUUGAGAUGCACCGCAUGAAGCCCACCGAGAAGACUGGAAUUGUGUUCGACUUUUCGUCUGAACGAGCCAAGCGCUGGGCGAGCGCCAUCAAUCUGCCGGAAGGCCUGUAUAAUGCCGAGGAGCAGGACCUCUUCUUCCGGCUUGCAAUGCGCGGCUUUGAACCUCUCGUGCCUCAGAUAUGGCGACAUGACUUCCCGACGCUGCCCGAAUCGCUUUAUCCUCCGCCAUCGGGGCCGUCUUUUCGACCUCUCUUUCAGGUUCGGCGGAGUUCCAAUCUCUACGCCACCAAAGCCCUCGCAAACCUCUUCAGUGUCGGCGGCCGCGUUCGAGACUGUGACAUUCUGCGCCAGCGACCUGAGAGGAUGAUCAAGGACGCCAUCAAGAAGUACUUCCGCUGGGCCUUGUUUGAUGCCGACAUCUACACUACCAAAGAUUCAAUUCCUGUGCACGCGGUUUAUGCUCAGAAGAAAGGCGAGACGACCCUUGACGCCGUGCGUCGCCUCAACCGACGCCUACGGGCCCUGACCGACAGGUACCACGAACCCUCCAUCGAGGGGUCAUCUGCGCGCAAGUUCCCCCUGCUCAUGGGAUUUAUCAUUUGCGGUCCCAUCGUCGCCAUCGUGACGCAUAGCACCGACCCCGCGGAGGCCGAGACCAGUUUCGAUGGCAAGUUCAUCUCGCAGUUCGACCUGUCAGAGCGCGGCCAGGAUGUCUGGAACUCGCUGGCUAUUGCGAUCGCGGUCAUGCAUGCGCGCCGCACGAUGAUCCGGUUGGCCGAGGAGGGAGUAGGCGGGUUU
Molecule: messenger RNA, 816 nt
Organism: Aspergillus saccharolyticus JOP 1030-1
Lineage: Eukaryota; Fungi; Ascomycota; Eurotiomycetes; Eurotiales; Aspergillaceae
Exons: 3
Source: RefSeq, a predicted model, not a curated record